This is a messenger RNA of Vicugna pacos (alpaca), 528 nucleotides long. NCBI's taxonomy places the organism in Eukaryota, Metazoa, Chordata, Mammalia, Artiodactyla, Camelidae. The record is from RefSeq and is a predicted model, not a curated record.
AUGGCUGCCCAAGGAGAACCUCAAGUUCAGUUCAAACUUGUACUGGUGGGAGAUGGUGGUACUGGGAAAACUACCUUCGUGAAACGCCACCUGACUGGUGAAUUUGAGAAGAAGUAUGUAGCUACCUUGGGUGUUGAGGUCCAUCCCCUUGUGUUCCAUACCAACAGAGGGCCUGUUAAGUUCAACGUGUGGGACACAGCUGAUGAAGAAAGAGGCCUCUUGCGGUUAGUUAAGAGAAAUGCCCCAGAUCUGAUUAGAGAGGCUUGUGGGCAGUUGAAUCAGACCCGGGUUCUGCGGCCGCCUCCCUGCAUCCUGGUCCACAGCAUCACUACUCCUGUGGUGUCUGAGCGGCAGUUCUCCUUUCAGAGAUGGCCACACUUGAUGGCAGAGGACAUUGACGUCUUCUCCACUGCUGUGCAUUCAGGUGGAUUGAAAGAAUUACUCUCUGAAGAGAAUCUUGGCCCUGCCUUGGGUCUUGACUACUCAUCUUCAAGGGGAGAUAAGAUGGCCUCUAUCCAGGCUGCUUAG